AUGGCCAUUGAGAAGAAGCACGGCAAAGGUCGUUUGGACAAAUACUACUACCUCGCCAAAGAAAAGGGCUACCGCUCGCGUGCCGCCUUCAAGCUCGUUCAGCUCAACAAGAAGUACGGUUUCUUGCAAAAGUCAAGAUGCUUGAUCGAUCUGUGUGCCGCUCCUGGUGGUUGGCUGCAGGUCGCCGCAGAAACCAUGCCCAUCAAGUCUCUGAUUGUUGGUGUUGAUUUGGCUCCCAUCAAGCCCGUUCCCAAAACAAUCACUUUCCAGGGAGAUAUUACCACCGACAAGACUCGCGCAAUCAUCCGUGGACAUCUCAAGACCUGGAAGGCUGACACUGUCAUUCACGACGGUGCUCCCAACGUCGGUACCGCCUGGGUUCAGGAUGCUUUCAGUCAAAACGAGCUGGUCUUGCACUCUCUGCGUCUUGCUUGCGAUUUCCUCGGUCCUGGUGGAAACUUUGUCACAAAGGUUUUCCGUUCCAAGGAUUCCGCAAAGCUCGAAUGGACCUUCAAGCAACUCUUCGACAAGGUCGAGCAGACCAAGCCCCCAUCUUCGCGUAACGUCUCGGCCGAAACUUUCUACGUCUGCCGUGGCUACAAGGCUCCCAAGAACCUCGAUCCCCGUUUCCUCGACCCCCAGUAUGCCUUCGCCGAAGUCAAGGACGCCGUUCCCAACAACGAGGCCAAGGUCUUCAACCCUGAAGUCAAAAAGAGAAAGAGAGAAGGUUAUGACGAGGGUGAUUGGACACAAUACCACGAAGUCCCCGUCAGCGACUUCAUCCAGACAACGGAUCCCAUUGCCAUUCUCGGUGGCAUGAACAAGCUUACUUUCAACCAAUCUGGAAAUGGCGACAUUGCUCUUGCUACCAUCGACAAGCUGCCCGAGACCACAGAGGAAGUUCGAAUCUGCUGUAACGAUCUCAAAGUCCUCGGAAAGAAGGAAUUCCGUCUCUUGCUCAAAUGGCGUCUUCAAGUUCGCGAACGUUUUGGCUUCGCUACAAAGUCGACUGAUCACAAGAAAGCCACCGAGGCCGAAAAGAAGGCAGCCGAAGCGGCGGACGAUGAAGAAGCUGCCGAGGUUGAGAGCAUGGACGAAGAGAUGAAACUACAGGAAGAGUUGCAAAACAUGAAAGACAUGCAGAGCAAGGACAAGAGGAAGCUGCGUCGCAAGGAGAACGAGAAGAAGCAAAAAGAAAUCGUCCGUCUACAGAUGAACAUGACCACACCAAUGGAAAUUGGUAUGGACCAGGCCGGUCCCAACGGCGAGGACGCCAUGUUCCAGCUCAAGGCUGUCGACAAAGCUGGUCUUACUGGAAAGUUGCAAAAGGGCAAGAUGCAAGUCGUGCCUGUGACUGAGAAGAAGGAUGACGAGUUCGAUCUUGAAUACACCGACGACGAGCUGGGCGAUGGUCUCGAAGGUGAACUCGACCAGAUGUACAACCAGUACACGGAGAAGCGCGAAGCACGAGACGCAAAGUUGCGUGCUAAGAAGGCCAGAAAGGAACGCAACGAGGAUGGCGAGUUCGAGGGCUUUUCAAACGACGAAGAGGCAGACAGCGAAGACGACGCUCCUGCCAUCGAAUACGACAGUGACUCUGAUGAAGACGAAGAGACUGGCCAACUUAUCACCGACCUCGACAACUCCGCCGCGCCUGCGAACGGCCUCACAAAGCGCGCCGCCAACUUCUUCGACCAAGAUCUUUUCAAAGAUAUCGAUGGUCUGGACGGCCUAGAAGACGAAGAGCCGAUCAAGGAUCUUGACAGCGGUAUCGAGAUGGACUCAUCCUCGGCCUCACCACCUCUCAAGGCCGAGAAGCCUGUGGCCAAACCCGCAAAGGUCGAGAAGCCCGUCAAGGAGAAGAAAGAGAAGGCAACAAAAAAGUCGAAGGUGCCGACACCAGCCGAACUUGCCGCCGAAGAAGCAGCCUACGAGACCGACGACUCCUCAGACGGUGGCUUCGAGAUUGUCAAGAACACACAAUCCCAAUGGGACAAGGACGAAGAUGCCAUUCCCCUCAAGAAUGGCCGUCCCAACAUCGAUAUCAUCACCGCCGAAGCAAUGACUCUAGCCCAUCAACUCGCAACAGGUCAAAAGACAAAAUACGACCUCAUGGACGACAACUUCAACAAAUACUCACUCCGCGACGUAGACGGCCUGCCGGAAUGGUUCCUCGACGACGAAGGCAAGAACUCCAAACCUCACCGUCCCAUCACCAAAGAAGCCGCUGCCGCCAUCAAAGAGAAAAUGCGCGCCUUCAACGCCCGCCCCAUCAAAAAGGUUCGCGAAGCCAAAGCCAGAAAGCAAUUGCACGCAGCACAAAAACUCGAGAAACUCAAGCGCAAAUCUGCUCUGCUCGCCGAGAGUGAAGAUGUAUCUGAGAAGGACAAGGCAAACAAUAUUUCAAAGAUUAUGGCUAGAGCGGGCAAGAGCAAGAAGAGAAAGCCUGUGCAGGUCGUUGUUGCUGGUAAGGGUAAGCAUCGUGGUCAAGGUAGACCUGGCGGUGUCAAGGGCAAGUACAAGAUGGUUGAUGCUAGAUUGAAGAAGGAUGUCCGGGCCGAGAAGAGGUUGAAGAAGAAGAUGGGCAAGAAGUAG
Messenger RNA from Aureobasidium namibiae CBS 147.97, 2595 nucleotides. RefSeq lists its product as uncharacterized. Gene Ontology annotation, biological process: rRNA methylation; maturation of 5.8S rRNA from tricistronic rRNA transcript (SSU-rRNA, 5.8S rRNA, LSU-rRNA); maturation of LSU-rRNA from tricistronic rRNA transcript (SSU-rRNA, 5.8S rRNA, LSU-rRNA). The transcript has 2 exons. Gene Ontology annotation, cellular component: preribosome, large subunit precursor; nucleus; nucleolus. Lineage: Eukaryota; Fungi; Ascomycota; Dothideomycetes; Dothideales; Saccotheciaceae. Gene Ontology annotation, molecular function: rRNA (uridine-2'-O-ribose)-methyltransferase activity; rRNA (guanine) methyltransferase activity. Bases 1 to 2595 code for a protein of 864 amino acids. The record is from RefSeq and is a predicted model, not a curated record.